Alosa sapidissima (American shad) is the source of this 1161-nucleotide messenger RNA. RefSeq names its product zinc finger protein 423-like. The coding region runs from base 35 to 274 and encodes 79 amino acids. Lineage: Eukaryota; Metazoa; Chordata; Actinopteri; Clupeiformes; Clupeidae. The transcript is spliced from 3 exons. The record is from RefSeq and is a predicted model, not a curated record.
GGGCAUCAACCACGAGUGCAAGCUGUGUAACCAGAUGUUUGACUCCCCGGCCAAGCUCCUGUGCCACCUGAUCGAGCACAGCUUCGAGGGCAUGGGUGGCACCUUCAAGUGCCCCGUCUGCUUCACAGUGUUUGUCCAAGCCAAUAAGCUGCAGCAGCAUAUCUUUGCUGUCCACGGACAGGAAGACAAGAUCUACGACUGCUCCCAGUGUCCACAGAAGUUCUUCUUCCAGACAGAACUCCAGAACCACACACUGAGUCAGCACGCGCAGUGAGACCGGGCCCGGCAGGACUCCCGGCUCAGCCCGGAUCCCCGACCCACACCCUGCGGGGGAGGAUCAUUUCAACAUCACAGCCAAUCAAAGUGUCAUUUGCUACUCACAUGUAAAACUCUAACGAUUCCACCACCAGGCGCAGCUAUUACGAGCAGUGGGGAAUGAAUAUUAAUGGGAUCUGCUAUUAAAAAGGAAAACGGAGAGAGAGAGACGAGAGAGUGAGAGAGUGAGAGAAAGAAAAAGAGAAAGAAAGAGAGAGAGGAGGGAAUAAAGGAGAUGGAGUGGGAGAAAGGUAUUCUACGUGCAGUAUUUUUUAUCGUCCCUGCUUCCCACUUGUGAAGGUUUUUUUCUUCUUUUCCUAUUUUUUGGAACAAAAGAAAAAAUGAAGGAAAAAAAAACCUUGUCUGAUUUUAGUCUUUAGAAAAUGUUUCACUUCUCUUGUCCUCUGUUGCUUCCCGUAUCCAACUUUAGAGCCUGUUUUCCUUCCUCUUUUUAUUUUUGUCCUUUUAUGUUUUUUUUGUUUUUGUUUUUGUUUUUUUUCUGUCUGGUUUUUUGUACCUUUAAGUUCUUGCAAAUUGGUACUUGUGGUGUGUUGUGAUUGCUUGCCAGUCGUAAUAUUUUUUUUUCCUUUUUAUUAUUAUUGUUAAAUAUUUUCUUUUUUCUAAUUACAAUUUUAAAAAGGCAAAAAACAAAUAAAGAUACAAAAAAAAACAAAUGUAAUGGUUUGAUUGGAUUUUCCGGUUUAUGGGCCUUAUGGUUGUUGUAAAAAUGAAUAUCAUCAAUUUCAGUGCAACUGGAUGAUGUCUGCUUUUUAAAUGUGAAUUAACCAGAUUGCAAUAACUAGUACCGUUGAAAAAAUAAACAAAUAAAUAAAAACGUGAAUAAAG